Molecule: messenger RNA, 486 nt
Organism: Paramecium tetraurelia
Lineage: Eukaryota; Ciliophora; Oligohymenophorea; Peniculida; Parameciidae
Exons: 2
Source: RefSeq, a predicted model, not a curated record
AUGAAAAAAGUGAUGUUUUGGAAACCAAUAAUUCAACGGAUUCAAAUGUUUCAAGCUAAAAAUGCUAAAUUUCAAAAAAUAGUUUAAGCUAUUAAUGCUAGAUUGUAAACAAUAUCGUUGCUUAAUAAGUCCAAUGCUCUAGAUGCUAAAAACCCUUAUCAAAAAUAAUGUAUAGUUAAAUUUCACUAAUAAUGUUUCUUCAAAGAAUUGAAUGAUCAAAACACUAAAAAGUAGGUAUUUUUAUAUAAAUGUAAAUGUGGAACUAAAAUACCUUCUACAAUAAUACGGAAAUGUGGAGCGCCAAACUUUAUGGAGUUUUUAUCUUCAAUUCAUCGCAGAUAGCUAGACCUUCUUAUGACUUAAUCAAAUUUGCGGAAAAAUCAUGAAAUAGUAUCCUUUUAUAUGCAGAAUAAAUUGAAAGAACAUGAAUUAGAUUUCUUUAUACAAGAAAAAGAUAAGCUGACAUACGAUGAGACCCCAUAAUGA